Pocillopora verrucosa is the source of this 2652-nucleotide messenger RNA. RefSeq names its product kelch-like protein 2. NCBI's taxonomy places the organism in Eukaryota, Metazoa, Cnidaria, Anthozoa, Scleractinia, Pocilloporidae. The record is from RefSeq and is a predicted model, not a curated record. Gene Ontology annotation, molecular function: protein binding.
AAAAGUCAUCGAUAAUAAAUGCAUGUGCCGUGGCAUGCGUAUGACUUGAAAACAAAAGGGAUUUGAUGACUCCUCUAGCGAUCGACUUCCUGUAGUUCCGUGAAAAGUCCGUUUGAAGGAAUACACGCUCCCUCGUUGCUCGAGCAUCCGUUCCGAAUACAAUACAUCUGCGACGUUUCGUGGGGAUCGAAUGACGUGAAAGUCAAAUAGUCUUAAUGGCGGAAGUAAGCAGUGAUGAUGAAGACGAUGAACACGUCUCUAUACCUCAAGAAACGCUUGAUUGUCACGGUCCUUUUGAUAUUACUUUGGUGGUCGAAGAUGGCAUCGAAAUCAAUGCUCAUAAGCAAGUUCUUUCGAAAGCAAGUGAAUUCUUUGACAUACUGCUCAACGGUAAAAUGAGGGAGAGUACGGAAAGAGUAAUUCAAUUAGAAAUGCUUACUGAGGCUGACUUACGACACGUUUUAGAGUUUGUUUACAACGGAAAUUUCCAGAUAUUGACCAAAGAUCAAGCCCAGCAUUUAUACGCAGUGGCUGACUAUUUGUUCGUUCAGGGAUUACAAAAAUUGUGUGAAGACUAUUUAAUAAGUAAGUUGAACAUUUCAAAUUGCAUAUCAACCUACUCUUUUGCGCAAAUUUACAGCAGUGAGAAACUGAUAUCCUUCGCCAUGCGAUUCAUCCUUUCAAAUUUCACUGCUGUGGCAAAAGAGGAGGAGUUUUUGAACUUGUCGAUCGAGGCAGUCAAAGUAUGGAUCUCAAGCGAUGAAAUUAACAUUGACGCCGAGAAAGAUGUUUACCACGUCAUUGUUGCAUGGGUUGCGCGUGAUGUUAACGAGCGCAUGGAAUAUUUUGCCGAGUUACUCUCUCUUGUCAGAUUAGUCUAUAUAUCACGUGACUAUCUUGUCAAUCACAUUGCGACAAGUGACAUUGUGCGAGAAAGUGAAAGUUGCUUUAGACUCGUGAGGAACAUUAUAAAUUCAAUUGAUAGAGGGAAUUCUGAAAACACCUUAUUCGCACCACCUAGAAAGUCGCUUGAGACAACGGUUAUAGUUUCUUGUAUACAAAAAGGACCAGAGCAACUGCUAUGUUACUAUCCAUGUAGAAAAAGGUGGUUUAAGUCACGUAAUCCUUCACUCAUAUGUGACCAAGUAAUUUCAUCUCGUGGAAAACUUUACUUCAUAUCCAAGCACGAGCGCACACUGUUACGAUAUGAUCCCUUCUUUGAUCAAUGGAAGACUUUGUCGGUAGAAGGAACACGAGAGUUGCUGCAAUUUUUUGUCAGUGAUGAAGGUGAUAUGUACUCAUUGGAACUCGACAUUGAAACAUCUUGCUCAGAUUGUGCUUCUCUGCCUCCUCCUAAGACAGACCGCCAUCACCUCGAAGGGAUGGUGAAUGUCGUAUCUUGUGGCAAGCAACAUCUAUCCUGUAUCACCAAAUACGACCAUGAAUCCAACCGCUGGAAGCAGAUAACAUCAUUUGAUUUGGGUUCAAGGAAAGGAAUAUGCUUCAUAAGUAAUGCUGAUUACAUAUAUCUUAUCGGUGGUAUCAAUCGAGAAACAAACGAGAUUCUGUCCGUCGUUAACAGGUAUAACUUACGCACAAACAAGUGGGAAAAAGUAGCUGAUAUUCAAGAAGGGAGGGAACGAGCUUACGGAGUCGCUUCUCAAGGAAAAAUUUUUAUCACUGGUGGCUCCAAGGAAAUCUGUGUUUCAACAUCUUGUGAAAUGUACAACGAAAACACCAACAAAUGGCACUCCAUAGCCAGCCGUCGCAUGCCACGACGUCGUGGAAGCAUGAUCUGUGCCGAUAAUAAGUUGUAUGUAGUAGAUGGUUAUGUUUGGAACGAGAGAGGAUUCAGAGGAAAGAUCGAAUGUUAUGAUGCUGAAGAGGACGAGUGGAGCGAGGUGACCGAAAUACCUGUGGAGCAAGGCAUGUAUACUUGGUACCUCGUGAAUUCCUGUAAACUUAGACUUUUUAAAGGAACUAGUCUUCGAUGGAAACCCGUCACUGUGUAAAGUCCUUCAAAGCCUAAGCAAAUUAUCAAGACAGACGAAGAGCUUUUCUAAAUAAAAUGGCUUCAGGUGUUCUCUGAGGCACAAAGGAAAAAGACAAAACGGACCGAAUAACGUUGUUAUGAUGAAUGGAAUUAUCAAAAGUCCUCUGAUCGCCUUUUCUGGGCAUUUGAUGUUUAGACGCUUAUCGCUCCAAACACACAAUGUGACUUCUCUAACUGCCUGCUCAAUAAACGACGUAUAUGUUACCAGGUCUUGAGCAGUGUUUAGAGGAACUGGUACUGACACAUUUUCCGCAACUUGUAAGUUCGCUUGCAAAUGGCACGCACGUGUAUCGCGCGUAAAAGAUGCCAGUAUUCUGGUUGAGUAUUAUUUUGAAGAAUUUUUCCCCUUACAGUUUCGGUGAUGUCUAGUCCGCUUGUUUUUUGAAAAGUUCUUUUGAAGCGGCUUACCAAAAUAAAAACUUAAAUUAGUUACAAGCAUCUCUCAAUCCACGUAUACUAUCUAGAGCAUGAUUUCUUAUAAUUUAAAUGAUCCAUUUUUUUUAUUUGGCUUGGGUAAACAGUGCGAUACUUCUAAAACGUGCUUGACACGUCUAGAACGAGCCUUAAACGAGCCAAGUCGGCCGUCACUGUAGGUUGGA